Molecule: messenger RNA, 498 nt
Organism: Impatiens glandulifera
Lineage: Eukaryota; Viridiplantae; Streptophyta; Magnoliopsida; Ericales; Balsaminaceae
Product: SKP1-like protein 5
Exons: 1
Coding region: 1-498 (165 amino acids)
Biological process (GO): SCF-dependent proteasomal ubiquitin-dependent protein catabolic process
Cellular component (GO): cytoplasm; nucleus
Molecular function (GO): cullin family protein binding
Source: RefSeq, a predicted model, not a curated record
AUGUCAAACUCAGGCGAUGAUCCGAAAGUGAUAAGGGUGAUUAGUUCCGACGGUAAGGAGUUUAGUGUUUCGGAGCGCACCGCGUCAAUGUCUAAGAUGUUAAGCUCCAUCAUUGAAGAGGAUUGGGAUGAUGAUGAUGUAAUUCCGAUCCCAAACGUUGACAGAAAGACUUUGGCUAUCAUCUUAACUUAUUGCGAUCGCCGUUCUCGUCCCCGCGAUGAAUCUGAUGAUGAUGAGAGUAAUAAUCAUGAUAAAUUGAUGGUUUCAUUGGAUUCUAAAUUCUUGAGCAGACUCAAUCGCGAACAGCUGAUGAAUCUCACGCUUGCUGCUAAUUAUCUAGAGGUGACUCAUCUGCUUCAAAUUCUCAUUAAGAAACAUGUUGAUAAUAUCAAGGAUUUGACUAUUGAAGGCGUUCGUCAUUAUUUUGAUAUUCAGACUGAUUUUUCUAAUGAAGAAGAAGCCAGAAUUCGUAAAGAGACCAGUUGGACAUCCUCUUAG